AUGGGCACAAAUAAUGACAAUGAAGAAGUUCCUAGGGAGGAGAGCCGUCAAUGUUCUCCGAACUUCCAACAGCAAGCUGUCCCUUUACUCUUAUAUUCUGCCCAUCCUUUUCCUUACUGGCCUUGGCCAUACAUACCACCCAGCGGAUUUUAUCAUCCUCAUCAAGCUGGGUAUCAUGCCGUCCCUCAAGCUGGUUAUCUUCACCCUCAGCAGUCCAGCUUUGGAUCGCCUCAACCUUCUCUUCUAGCCACACCACAAGUCAGGCCUCAUGCCCAGCAAGACACUCCAUCAGAUUGGCCUCAAUCUUGCCAAGGCCCUGCCUUCAACAAUGACAUCGCGACUACCAAAGACCAUGACGAGUCUCCGCUCCCACUGAAACGCUCCAGAUCUAAUUCCAUGCGACCUGAGUCGUACCCCGAGAAGGUUGUUGACCUCGUUUCACCUCAGUCUAACCUCGAUGUAUCUUUCAAAGAUGUUGACAAAGACGAGGAGGUUGUGGAGGAGCGACCUCCAAAGAAGGUCAUCACCAAAGAUCUUCUAACGCGCGGCGAGAAGAUGAGACUCUUGGACCUUAUCAAACAGUACCAAGAGGUAGAGCGAGUAUGUGGCUACUCCAACUCAGCCGAAGAAACAUAUACGGGCUUCUUCGAGAGGGUAUUUCGAAGAGACUGGAAUACCAAAUGGAAAAGCGUCAAUCCUCUAGUUUUUCGACCUCUGCGCAGCUCUGAUGCGCAUCUGAAAAUUGGCUCUUACGAGAGGGAUGCACCAUCCAGCCAGUCGGAAGAUGGCCGUAGAAGGUCCAAGGCGCUCAAGCAAACCAUUCCGGUCUUCCUCGCUUUGAUUCUCGAGGGUGGUGAAAUUGAUUGGAAAUACCACGACAAGGACGGAAAUCGCCUGAGAGCCCGCGAGGUGACGCUGCAUGACGGUCUCAGUAAUCUGCAAGCCAAAAAGAACACCUUGGAUCACCAAGACUGCCAAGAGAGGAAACACAUCUAUAAACACAACGUUGAUCAGAUUGUUCAAGCCGCAAGACGAAGAAUAUUCAAAUGGGCGGCAGCCGGGAGUGAUGCUCAGCUUGGCGUCGAUAAGGAAGACAGGGCGAAGUUGGAGAAACUUGAACUUCCCUCGGAACGUUACAUUGCUCUAUGUAAAGAAGUCUUCGUCCUACGCGAUUAUUUUAUCCAGCAACAUGAAUGA
Fusarium coffeatum is the source of this 1197-nucleotide messenger RNA. RefSeq lists its product as uncharacterized. Lineage: Eukaryota; Fungi; Ascomycota; Sordariomycetes; Hypocreales; Nectriaceae. The coding region runs from base 1 to 1197 and encodes 398 amino acids. The record is from RefSeq and is a predicted model, not a curated record. The transcript has a single exon.